AUGGCGCCCACACAAUUCGAACCGCAGCCUCUCACAGCCCCCCUCAACGAGGAAGCGGUCCGAUCCCUCAGCGAGCUGCAACACCAGCGAGACCGCGAAACCAAGGCCCGAGAACAUCUGAAAAAGGCGGCACAACUCCUGACCGACAUGACAGGCGAACUGAAUGACCGAGCCUACCUCCGAAGAGCCAGACACAGCAAAGAAAAAGCUCGGCGCAGAGAAGCGGCGAAUAAUGGGACCGAGGACGGGGGAGCAGGAGCAGAGGAAAACGAAGAAGACCCUGCGGUAGCCGAGGCGGACGCGAGAUAUGAGGAGUUCCAACGAAAAGUCGAGGCUCUGACCAAGAGGAUGGACUUGAGCAUCCGGGGCGUCAUCGACGACAUGGCCUGGCUCGCCGAGUAUCCUGCAACUCUGAAGGCGGUGGUGGAGAAGGCGCAAGAGAGCAUGGGAGAGCCCCGCAGGGAUCACCAGACGCAAAGUUUGACGCAGAGAACCAGGCAGAGGAGGCGGGUUGUGGACGACGGUGACGAAGCUGCCGAGCAAAACCAAAACGAAGAAGAGGAGGAGCAGGAGGAUGAUAACGACGUAGAUGCUGGACCAUCAUCCCGCUCGAGACACCAAACCUCGAUGCUCCCGACAAUCCACCCAGCUGACACACCACACAUUUCUCUCUCGACAGCACUGACCCAGCAAGCGCGGACAUGGACAUCCAAGACACUGACAGAGAGAUACGCCCGCAACAACGACUACAGGGGAUGGUACCGGGUUCUCUACGACGCCAAAAACCCCGGAGAAUCCGCGCCGCCCAUGCCCAACGAGAGCCUAUGGUUCGCCGCCGAAGAAGGACGGAUUAACUCCCUAUCAUCCAGUCAACGCCGCCACCAUCCUCAAGGCUCCAACGCCGACGAGACGAGCAUGACCGAAGAGGAAGAAGACGAAGACGAAGUCGAAAUCGCCGCCGAAAAAACCCGACUCAAAUGCCCCAUCACACUCCUCCCUUACAUCGACCCGGUAACCUCCAAGAACUGCAACCACAGCUACGAGCGCGCCGCCAUCCUGUCCAUGCUGAGCACAUCGACCGACUUCGCGCCUUUCACACAAGACCAACUAGCCGAGCUCAGCCAGCUGGGCAACAACCAGAAGCAGCGCGCGAGGCGCGAACGCGAGAUUCGUAUCAAACAGGUCAAAUGUCCCGAGUGCAACACCCCCUUAAUCGAGGCGGAUCUGGUCGAUAACCCAGCCUUGAAAAGAAGAGUGGCGAGACUGCUUGCGCAGGAGAGAAGGGAUAAUCUCGCGACAAGCGACGUCGACGGCGAAAGCCACAGCGAUGAUGACGACGACGAUGGGGACGGGCAUAAUGUACGAGGCACGCAAAGACGCCCCGCGGCUCUCGGAUCAAGCAGCCCGCCUCCCCUCCCGUCCAGCGUGCGCAAAUCCGCGAAGCAAAUCAAAGCGGAGCGGAUGUCAGGAGUGCGAAGAGCGGGAGACGAGGCGGACGUGGACGUGGUGCCCCAGACGCAGCUGGCGGAGGAUGACCGGCGCGCAGGCAGGGCACGGGGGAGAGGGAGAGGUACGCGCCGGGUCAUGGAUCUGGAUGAUGACGAGGAGGAGGACUAG
This is a messenger RNA of Fonsecaea multimorphosa CBS 102226, 1617 nucleotides long. RefSeq lists its product as uncharacterized. Gene Ontology annotation, cellular component: Smc5-Smc6 complex; nucleus. The record is from RefSeq and is a predicted model, not a curated record. Gene Ontology annotation, biological process: protein ubiquitination; protein sumoylation; double-strand break repair via homologous recombination. The transcript has a single exon. The coding region runs from base 1 to 1617 and encodes 538 amino acids. Lineage: Eukaryota; Fungi; Ascomycota; Eurotiomycetes; Chaetothyriales; Herpotrichiellaceae. Gene Ontology annotation, molecular function: zinc ion binding; ubiquitin-protein transferase activity; SUMO ligase activity.